Messenger RNA from Ipomoea nil (Japanese morning glory), 951 nucleotides. Its product is annotated as dehydration-responsive element-binding protein 1E-like. Lineage: Eukaryota; Viridiplantae; Streptophyta; Magnoliopsida; Solanales; Convolvulaceae. Gene Ontology annotation, molecular function: DNA-binding transcription factor activity; DNA binding. Bases 77 to 790 code for a protein of 237 amino acids. The record is from RefSeq and is a predicted model, not a curated record. The transcript has a single exon. Gene Ontology annotation, biological process: regulation of DNA-templated transcription.
UCACUCUCGGAUAAACUAACGCUAUUAUUUUACGUUGCUCUGAUAGAUAAUAAUUGAUAUCUGUGAACGUACUAAUAUGAAUGAAUCAGCAUGUUCGUCGGUGGGAUUUAGAUUCAGGGAAAGUGGUCAACUGCCGCCGGCGACCUCUUCAGUAUCCGGAGGAUCAUGUUCUUCUUCCAACUGCAUGGCUGCGCAUUCCGACGAGGAUGUUUUGGCGAGGAAACCCAAGAGGCCGGCGGGGAGGAAGAAGUUCAAGGAGACUCGGCACCCGGUGUACAGGGGAGUGCGGCGGAGGGGGAACGGGAAAUGGGUUUGCGAGCUCCGGGAGCCGAUCAACCAGAAGAGGAUAUGGGUGGGAAGUUACCCUACUCCGGAAAUGGCGGCGCGAGCUCACGACGUGGCGGCAUUGGCGCUCAGAGGCCAGUUUGCAACGCUCAACUUCGCUGAUUCCGUGUGGCGCCUGCCGGUGCCGGUGUCCAAGGACGCUAAGGAUAUCCGGAGAGCGGCGGUGAUGGCCGCCGAGGGCUUCAGGGAGACGACGACGACGACGGCAGUAGCGAAAGUAGUGGAGGAGGAAGUGGAAAGCAAAUUGAUGAGAAUAGACGUUUCUAACAUCGACGAGGAGGAGAUGGGCGUGGACGGAAUGAUUGAAAAGAUGGCGGAGGCGGUGCUGUACUCGCCGGCAUGCAUGCAACUGGGGAAUAUUAAUGCUUUCACCACUUGGGAUCAAGCUGACCAACUUGGGAGUGACGACGUAGUAGAAGUCUCACUAUGGAGUUAUUCUAUUUGACUUCACCACCGUGUAUAAUACUAUUCAAUUCAAUACAAUCUUUACCUUAAUUAUUAUGUAGAGUAGGUUGUAAUCUUUAUCUUAAUUUAGUGGGUGGAGCGGCAUAAUUGUGGCCUCAUACUACAUUGUAAUACAGUCAAUAACAGAAGUUUUAAGCUGUA